Molecule: messenger RNA, 888 nt
Organism: Mollisia scopiformis
Lineage: Eukaryota; Fungi; Ascomycota; Leotiomycetes; Helotiales; Mollisiaceae
Product: putative NmrA-like family domain-containing protein 1
Exons: 1
Coding region: 1-888 (295 amino acids)
Source: RefSeq, a predicted model, not a curated record
AUGGCUCUCAAGAAUAUCCUCGUUACAGGUGCGACUGGGAAACAGGGAGGAGCAGUUAUUCGCGCGCUCCUCUCCAGUCCAACUCCCAGCUUUCACAUCUAUGCACUCACACGCAAUGCCUCAUCGCCAUCUGCACAAGCUCUAGCAUCAAAACCAAAUAUCACCGUCGUGGAAGGCGAUACCAGCAAUCCGGCACCAAUUUUCACAUCCAUCUCCCAGCCUGUUCACGGCGUGUUCUCAGUCACAGUCCCCAACCCAUUCAAAGCCGGCUCCUUCGAAGAAAACCAAGCCAUCCCUCUCAUCGACGCCUCUGUCAAGCAUGGCGUGAAGCAAUUCAUCUUCACUUCCGCUGAUCGUGGUGGACCUGGAAAAGCAGACAACGAUCCCACUCCAGUCCCGCAUUUCAUCACCAAAUUCAACGUCGAGAAUCAUCUCAAAUCAAGGAAUAUGCAAUGGACGAUCCUCCGCCCUGUCGCUUUCUACGAGAAUCUGACUCCAGACUUUAUUGGCAAGGGAUUUGCAGCGAUGUGGAGACAAUUGGGAGACGUGAAGCUUGGCUUAGUCGGCACCAAGGACAUUGGACUCGUUGCUGCGAAAGCGUUUUUGCAUCCAGAGAAUUAUGCCAAUCGAGCAGUCACUUUAGUUGGUGACCAGCUCACUUUUGCAGAAGCAGACAAGGCGUUUGAAGAUGUGGUUGGAACCAAGAUGCCAAUAACGUUCAACUUGGUCGCUAGUGGGCUCAAGUGGAUGAUUCAUGACCUGGGGGCGAUGUUCAAGUGGUUUGGGGAGGGCGGAUAUGCUUGGGAUAUGAGUGGUGUGAGGAAGGAGGAACAGCUGAUGGAUUUUAAGACUUGGUUGAAGAGUGAGAGCAAGUUUCAGAAAUCGUGA